AUGUUAUCUAUCUUAUUUUACCUCUUAAUACCUGCUGUCCUUAGCCAGUCGAGUGAAAGAGCUACUGCCGAGCUUGUCGGCAGCAUUAGUGGAACGAUUAUUCUGGAGGAGAGGAAUGAUGGCCUUGUAAUUGAGGGCCAGUUGUCCGGCAUACCGCUUGGAAAGCAUGGGAUCCAUGUUCACGAGCAUGGAGCAACUGGUAAUCAAUGUCUUGACGCAGGUGGUCACUACAAUCCAACCAACGAAUCCCAUGGAGGACCCAGCGACGCAGAACGUCACAUUGGUGACUGGGGCAAUAUUGACGUCGACCAAGACCCUUAUAUGCUCAGUUUCAGUGAUCAUGUCGCCAAACUGACCGGUCCUUACGGUAUAGUAGGUAGAUCGAUUGUUAUUCAUAGAGAUGAAGAUGAUCUUGGUAGAGGAAACAACCCAGAUUCGAAGAUUAAUGGUAACUCUGGCCCGCGUCUUGCCUGCGGUGUUAUUGUAAGCGCGUGA
Messenger RNA from Penicillium mononematosum, 495 nucleotides. RefSeq lists its product as uncharacterized. The coding region runs from base 1 to 495 and encodes 164 amino acids. Gene Ontology annotation, molecular function: superoxide dismutase activity; copper ion binding. NCBI's taxonomy places the organism in Eukaryota, Fungi, Ascomycota, Eurotiomycetes, Eurotiales, Aspergillaceae. The transcript has 5 exons. Gene Ontology annotation, biological process: removal of superoxide radicals. The record is from RefSeq and is a predicted model, not a curated record.